AAUAUCAUCGGUCAUGCCAUUACCAUCUGUCCGACAAACCAAACAUAUAAUGCAACUAAAAAAAAUCCAUUUUGGGAUACUAAACAACCUUCGCCGCAUAACAGAAGUAGGUAGGUAUGACGUAAUCAAAACCACCAUCAACCGGGACAAAAAUAAAAUGUUCUUGUCCCCACGCCAACUUUGUUAUUCAGCCUCAAGUCUACCUUUGUAAGGUAAGACGUCGACGGUACUUGCACGAGAAUACCUAUUACCCACGUAAUUUUUUCCUUUUUUUUUUUUGGGUUGGUGUGGUACCGAAAAGUGAGAGUAAAAACUUUAUUGUGCCUAUGUGCGUGUUGUUGGGUGAUGUGCGAUUCGAAGGGACUCGAAAAGGAAUACCUUUUGGAAUUUAAACGAUGAUCCAACAAAGGUAGCCGCAAACAAAAAUGGUACGAAAAAUUGGUAAGAACCAUUACGUGGCGUCGCCUUUGCACCAAGAAUCGCCUACUCCUGUUCACGUGACCAGGAGCGCCGCUUACUCAGACGGUGAGGACAGUCAUCGGGCUCUAUCUGAUCGGACAGUAUCAGAAUAUACUUCUGUGCCAUAUACGAUAGUAAACGAACGAAACAAUCGACCAGGCUACACAAGCAGCAGUCCCCGAAACAACGUCUACAAUUCUUCCAGAGCCCCAUCAGCUUUGAGUAAAAACAGCAAAUACGAUGACACAGGCUCAGACAUUUACGUCACUAGUGGAGCUUACAAAGCCCCGUCUGAAAUCAGUCGCAAAGCUCAAAGUCACUACUCAUACCGAUCAGGUGCAGCUCCUUCUGUAGCUAGCAGAACGAGUAGGAGCACAGCGAAAACCGGCCGAGGAUCCAGAAAAGCUGGAAUGACUAUAGAAACAAUGGCAGCUCCGAAUCCUUUUUGUCCCAACAUAAAAGGCAUGUGCUGUCUAAUGCUGCUAUUGAAUUUGGGCAUUAUAUUAGUAACCCUCGGUUUUGUAAUCGUCAUCCAGUUUUUUGAGCCUCUAAUUGUUUGGGUCUUUGGUUUAAUCUUUCUCAUCUUUGGAUUCCUCACUCUCAUUGGAAGUUUGAUCUACUGCGUGGUUAUUUGCAAAGAUGUUAAAUCGCCAAGCCAAGUGAAUCCGGAUGAGCUCUAUUGGACGCAUCACUGGUCGAAAACGAUAGGGGCUUCCCCGGAAAUUCACUACAAAGUUGAAGAAAAGUACGGAGACGACAGAUACAGCGAUCGCUAUUCGGUUAGCAAGUUGUCCGGCAAGUAUUCGGACCGAGGGGAUAAGAAUGGACGUUAUUAAUUACUGAUUUUCAUUUUUUUUGUUUUGUGAUUAAACUUAGAUUUUAGGUGUGAAAUAAUUUUGUACAAAAUAUUUUAAAAUAAUAACAUGAUAACUUAUGAUUUGAGUUUUUUUGUCGGUUCUCAGUACGUACUACUUUCUGCUAGUGAGGCAAAAUUUCAGCUCAUUUGCA
This is a messenger RNA of Ceutorhynchus assimilis (cabbage seed weevil), 1467 nucleotides long. The record is from the annotation of a GenBank genome assembly. NCBI's taxonomy places the organism in Eukaryota, Metazoa, Arthropoda, Insecta, Coleoptera, Curculionidae.